Molecule: messenger RNA, 4076 nt
Organism: Nerophis ophidion (straightnose pipefish)
Lineage: Eukaryota; Metazoa; Chordata; Actinopteri; Syngnathiformes; Syngnathidae
Product: solute carrier family 25 member 44-like
Exons: 5
Coding region: 260-1246 (328 amino acids)
Biological process (GO): branched-chain amino acid catabolic process
Cellular component (GO): mitochondrion
Molecular function (GO): branched-chain amino acid transmembrane transporter activity
Source: RefSeq, a predicted model, not a curated record
UUGUGACGUGUCACCAGCCCCUGUGUUUGGGAUGGAAGCCGGAAGUUGGGCGAUCUCGGAGGUCGAACACGAAAACUGUCCCGCAGCUUCCCGCUUUUAACUGCUCGAUAAGAAACGACAUAUUCGAAAAUUACACGUCGCAAUGUGAUUCAAAUUAUUCAGGACGUAAACAUCUGUCCACAGAGCUACAAUCGGGCGGAAGGCGGUGUACACCCUGGACAAGUCGCCAACUCAUCGCAGGGCCUUGGAUAUAAAUGUCAUGAGUCAUUCAAAUGAGGAUGCUGCUACGAAUGGCACCAUGCAGCAAAAGAGGAACAUCCAGAUCAUUGAGUGGGAGGACUUGGAUAAAAGGAAGUUCUAUUCUUUUGGGGUGUUCAUUACCUUGAGCAUCAGGGCCACGGUCUACCCGGCCACCUUGAUCCGGACUCGGCUUCAGGUGCAGAAGGGCAAAUCUCUCUACGGCGGCACCUUCGACGCCUUCAUCAAGAUCCUGCGGGCGGAGGGUGUUCGGGGCCUGUACCGUGGCUUCAUGUUGAACACCUUCACCAUCAUCUCUGGCCAGGCUUACAUAACCACCUACGAGCUGGUGAGGAAGUAUGUGUCCAACUAUUCUGACGACAACACAGUCAAGUCGCUGGUGGCGGGCGGCGCGGCGUCCUUGGUGGCCCAGAGCAUCACCGUGCCCAUUGACGUGGUGUCGCAGCAGCUGAUGAUGCAAGGCCAGGGGGAGCACCUCAGCCGCUUUCGCCUUCCUUCUAAAUCAGAGACCGGCAAGCCAAAAAUAGUGUUUGGCCAAACCAGAAGCAUUGUGACCCAAAUAUUUUCUGCUGAUGGUUUACCAGGUUUCUACAGGGGAGCCGUUGCUUCUUUACUUACCUACAUCCCAAAUAGCGCCGUCUGGUGGCCGUUCUACCAUUUUUAUGCUGAGCAGCUGUCAAACCUGGCCCCUUCUAACUGUCCUCAUAUUGUCCUCCAAGCCAUGGCUGGGCCACUCGCGGCCGCCACUGCCUCCACUGUCACCAACCCGAUGGAUGUUGUCAGAGCCAGGGUGCAGGUCGAAGGACGCACUUCAAUCAUCGACACAUUCAGGCAGCUGAUCAGGGACGAAGGGGCCUGGGGUAUGACCAAAGGACUGUCGGCCCGCAUCAUUUCUUCCACUCCCACCGCCAUCGUCAUGGUGGUCGGCUACGAGACCCUCAAAAAAGUGAGUUUGCGGCCUGAGCUGGUGGACUCCAGACACUGGUAGAUGCUACUUUGUCACCAGGACCACGUGCCAUGUGAGAAGAGAAGCUCCAUACAGGACACAAGAACAAAAGUACCUCAGUUUUUUUUAAAAGUACACCAAAAUAGACAAAUCAUGGCUGACUGAUUUUUGUUGUUGUUCGGAGAAUGUUUGUCUGCUGUACAUCAUCAAGAGAUCCAACAUCAGGUUAGAAGUACCACUACUACUACUACUUGUACUAUUUUGGGCUUUUUUUUAUUUUAUUGUUUUUGCCUUUAUGAAGUAACAUAUGUGAAAUAUAUCUGUUUUGUAGGUAUGUUGGGUAUGUGUUGUAAUUAAUAAUGGAUGACAAAAUGGCAAAUUCCAUGCAACAAAGCAAACCUAAGUACUGGAGGAACAACACCGUUGUAACAAUUGCAGUUUUGUUGUGUGUGUUGUACCCUUAAGAGCACAAACUGAAUCCGUACAUUUGUUUUUAAUAAUGUCUUACAAUUUAUUAUGCUUAGUGUUUUUAUUUGGUGUUGGUGUUUCUUUAUAAUAAGGGACAAGCGGUAGAAGAUGGAUGGAUGGAUGGAAUUAGUUUAGACAUCUAAAUUAAUGCCAUUGUCACCAUGAAUAAGGACAUUUUAUUGGUGGGACCUUGCUGCUUUUGUACAGUUUUUGCGGGGUAGUGUGGAAAUUUUAAUGCAAUAAAUUAGUACUAAUGAGUAAGAUAUAACCCAGGGGUCACCAACCAUUUUGAAUCCAAGAGCUACUUCUUGGGUACUGAUUAAUGCAAAGGGCUACCAGUUUGAUACACACUUAAAAAAAUUGCCAGAAAUAGCCAAUUUGCUCAAUUUAUCUUGAAUAUAUAUAUAUAUAUAUAUAUAUAUAUAUAUAUAUAAAUAUAUAUAUAUAUAUAUAUAUGAAAAUGGGUAUUUCUGUCGUGCAUUUUUUUUCCUUUUAUAGAAGGUUUUUUGUAGAGAAUAAAUGAUGAAAAAAACACUUAAUUGAAUGGUUCAAAAGAGGAGAAAACAGGAAAAAAAUGAAAAUUUAAUUUUGAAACAUAGUUUAUCUUCAAUUUCGACUCUUCAAAAUUCAACCGAAAAAAGGAGAGCAAAACUAGCUAAUUCGAAUCUUUUUGAACAAAUUAAGAAAAUAAUUUAUGGAACAUCAUUAGUAAUUUUUCCCGAUUAAGAUUAAUUUUAGAAUUUUGAUGACAUGUUUUAAAUAGGUUGAAAUCCAAUCUGCAUUUUGUUAGAAUAUAUAACAAAUUGGACCAAGCUAUAUUUCGAACAAAGACAAAUCAUUAUUACUUCUAGGUUUUCCAUAACAAAAAUUUUGAAAUAAAUUCAAAAGACUUUGAAAUAAGAUUUAAAUUUGGUUCUAAAGAUUUUCUAGAUUUGCCAGAAUAAUUCUUUUGAAUUUUAAUCAUCAUAAGUUUGAAGAAAUAUUUCACAAAUAUUCUUCGUUGAAAAAACAGAAGCCAAAAUGAGGAAUUAAAUUAAAAUUGUUUUAUUAUUCUUUACAAUGAAAAAAAUAAAUUUAAUUGAACAUUGAUAUAAAUUGUCAGGAAAGAAGAGGAAGGAAUUAAAAAGGUAUAUGUGUUUAUAAAUCCUAAAAUAAUUUAUAAGGUUGUAUUUUUUCUCUAAAAUAGUCUUUCUGAAAGUUAUAAGAAGCAAAGUAAAAAAAUAAAUGAAUUUAUUUAAACAAAUGAAGACCAAGUCUUUAAAAUAUUUUCUCGGAUUUUCAAAUUCUAUUUGAGUUUUGUCUCUCUUAGAAUUAAAAAUGUCGAGCAAAGCGAGACCAGCUUGCUAGUAAAAAAUAGAGGCAGCUGACUGGUAAGUGCUGCUAUUUGAGCUAUUUUUAGAACAGGCCAGCGGGCGACUCAUCUGGUCCUUAUGGGCUACCUGGUGCCCGCGGGCACCGCGUUGGUGACCCCUGAUAUAACCUAUAUUGGGGUAACACUUAUGGGGAUGCAGGGAUUUUAUCUGGACCUUGCUUAGAAAACUUACUGAAAUAAUGUGAAAACUACUUUAAGGAAUUAUGUUGAAAUGCAAUUUACAAGAACAUACAGUGGUACCUUGUUUUUUUUUACACCUUGCUUCUCAUACACAAAAACUUUGCCCAAAUCGUCGGUUAGCACACACAACCAAACAUUGUGUGGAAGUCAUUCAGCGGAAUCGAGUGCCAAAACAGAAGAGUCUCACGUGUCUGCGCUUUAUUUAAUUGAAUACAGCUGCAAAAUAGCAAGCAUGGAAUCAAAGAAAGUUUUCAGACCUUUGAUAAAGAAGGUGAGAAACAUUGGAGUGAUGCAAAAAAACUGGUGGCAUCUACUCAUCAGUGGUUUAUGGUAAAACUUAUUUUAAAUGUUGAUUUAACCAUGUAAUUAAUUAUUUCCAUGUUUUAUGCAUUGUUUUCAAUAGGUAAUAACCAUAUUUAUUAUAUCUAUAAGGUUUGUACAUUUUUGAGUGUCUGGAAUGAACUAUUGGAUUUAAAUUAUUUCUUAUGGGAAAUAUAGAUACCAGAUUCCAAAGGAAAAUUGAGGUAUCACUGUACUUUUAAAUGUUAAUCCUUUUGAGGCUUUGCGUGAACUAAUUGUGGGAUUUCACCAUGAGCAAUGUUGGAAAAAGAAUAUUUAAAGACAAAAUGCACAUGAAGCUAAGAACGGAUGUUAUAGCGACACUUACUAAGUCUUGCAGAUAUUUCAUUUGUACAGAUUUGCUGCGAACUGAAGAGAAAACUCCUAAAAUAUGUUGAACUCCUGAACCUGUCAUGUCUAAUCUUGCUUCAGAACUAAGCAGUUAAUAUCAUGCGUCAUGUCAUGUGACUUCCUGUCCAUGUUCAGCUCGUCAAUAAAACAUUUUAAUAUCUG